ACUGCGUAACCUAUAAGGGAUCAUUUGACUCUCACUUACCACUCCUCAAAAGAACGAAACCCAGAUUCGAUGGUUUUUUCAGUGAUGCUAUAGACUCCUAUCUUGAUAGCUUCGUUUUAUUUGAAGAUCGCUGCCAAGGCAUUCAGACGAUUAUUAGCGAUCGUUUUCGUUUAGUUGAUUGUUAGCCGAACGGGUUGCCAGUUUGAUUCGAAAGAGUGAACGCGCAAUUUAAAAUUGUUUAUCGUUUUAUGAACCAAAUCAUUAGUAGUUAACAAUAGUAAUUUGAUCUGCAUAAUAGUUACUUUUAAGUUCUAACUUAUUUCGGAAAUAGAUACGUAUAUUUUCAUAAUGGAACUUGAAGUAUGUUGAACUUAAUAGAUCCUAUACCUGUAUAUUAUUAACAUUAAUGUGAAAUAUGUGCUACAAUGGAAUCGAACUUCAUGACUACUUUAGAAUUUAGUUGAGCAAAAGUAUCGUCUUAUGAUUCUGAUAAAUUAUCAGUGAAGUUAGCUUCACUAUAAAUAACUAGCACUCUUAAUUUAUGCUAUAUUCAUAAGUUCUCAUGAAAUACUCUAAUCCUAUGGCUCUGGGUCUAAGUCAGCCGACACCCAUACCAGGGUACAAUCCUAUGGUGUUCUUACCCACCCUAAACUUCUCCAUCAACCAAGUCGCAGCAGUUUGUGAGACAUUAGAAGACAGCGGGGACAUCGAAAGACUGGGAAGGUUCCUUUGGUCCCUACCUGUUGCUCAUCCAAAUUGUGCAGAGUUGAACAAAAACGAAUCAGUCUUGAGGGCCCGGGCCCUGGUGGCUUUCCACACUGGAAACUUUAGAGAACUGUAUGGCAUUCUGGAAAGCCACCGUUUUACUAAGGUUUCCCAUUCGAAACUUCAAGCUAUGUGGCUCGAAGCACACUAUCAGGAGGCUGAGAAACUUAGAGGGAGACCAUUGGGCCCUGUGGAUAAAUACAGGGUUAGGAAGAAGUAUCCGCUACCUAGGACAAUCUGGGAUGGUGAACAGAAGACGCAUUGCUUUAAAGAAAGAACUAGAAGUUUGCUGAGGGAAUGGUAUUUACAAGAUCCAUAUCCUAAUCCAACUAAGAAGAGAGAGCUGGCCCAAGCUACAGGUUUGACACCGACCCAGGUUGGAAACUGGUUCAAGAACAGGCGACAAAGAGAUAGAGCUGCUGCAGCAAAAAAUAGACUUUUGCAACAGCAAAUGCAGCAGCAACAGCUGUCUCAUCACCACAAUUCAGGAGGGGCAUCUCAGCGAGGGUCCCAUGGCACCCACCAUGUGGGAUCACAGGGGGUCCACAACGGAGGGGGCCCUCUUCACCAUAGACUAUCCUCUUCAUCUUCGGAUCACCACAGAGGGGGUCCUGGUGAGACGACAGACGAUGGAGAAAAUACAAACGGUAGUUUUGGAUCUUUCGAUGGGGCCAGUUCUCCCGGAUCGCCUCGUUGUCUGAGUCCGGCACCCGUAUCUACGACUUCAGAAUCUAGCCGGACGCCCUCACCCAGGCACCAUCAUCAUACGCCUGGCAGCUUACAUCCUCCUGAGCAAAGACAAAGCCUGAAUCUAAGCCAACACCACCACAGGCAUGAUCCUCUGGCCUCAAUUCUUCAUAGAGAACGUAUUUCACAUGCUUGAGAAUGAUACAGUUGGACUUGAGCCAAACUUAACAUUUUGUUGAUGUGAAAGUUUGCUUUUUGAUGAAAUUCGUAUGUGCAAUUUGUAAUUAUAGAUGUAACAUUUAUGAGUUUUAUUAAGUUUUUUUCUUCUUUUGCGUGACACUUAUGAAGAGUCAAAACGAUGAGGAGAGUUGUUCGAUUUUCUAAAUCUUGGUGCUUCAGCAUUGCAUGUUCUUUUAAAAAAUGAAACCCCAGUUGCAAUAAGUGAGAAAGAACUAAUUUAUGUUUGUGCUUAUGUUUUAUUAAAGCUAUUUGUUGAAUAGAUAUAGUAUUAGACAUCUUGUUGUUUGUUUUGUUUAAAGUUACUUUCUAAAUUGAUUACGUCAUUAACGGCAAUCAGCAGCAAGUUUUAUGUAACUCAAAGAAAACUUUUAAAUACAAUAAACGUAUCUGAUUCUUCAACAGUUUUUGUAGUUCUUAAAUGACUAUAAAAAUACUACUUCUUACCUUUAAAUUUAUAUAGUUUAUCCACUUUCAACCUUUGUUAUUUUUGAAAAAAUACAUUAAUUUUAGUAUUAUUUCAAUACUCAACAGCCUUAAAAAAAAUUCUAUGUUAAUGUCUCGUUCUAUUGGCUUGUAUUUUUCUUCUUCUUUUUAUUGAGAACUCUUAUCUGUAACAAGUGAUCUGAAGAUUUCACAUAGAACUAUUAUCAUAAAUAAAGUAUUUAGUUUUUCCUUUUAGCAUUGAGCCAUGCACUUGUUCUAAAAGAGUACCAAUGUUUCUUAGCUAUACUUAUUCAUUAUCAGUAUCAACUAAGUAAGUCCUAAUUUAGAGUAAGCUUUACGAAUAUUGAAAUACCCUUUUCAUAAAUAUUUUCAAAAGCAUUAUAAAUUAGUCAUUAUUUCAGAAAAUGAGUUGCAUUUUCUUUUAAGUUCUUAGUGAAGAAGAGUGCUCUCUUAUUUUAAUUAUUUGGAAAAGUUAUCGUUUGUAACUAAUUUUUUUUCAAUAUAAAAGCACACGAAUGCAGUGAACGAUAUAUCUUAGCAAUGUUUCAAUAGUUAAUUUUAUUUCUAAUUAUAUUUUUUGAUUUAAGAGUAAUUACUCUAAACAUUAAAUUUAUAAAGUAGCAGGAAAAUAAUGGCAGUUUAUAUCUGUCAGAUAUUUUAAACUAUAGCUUUCCCCUUUUUUUUUUUUUUUUUUUUUUUUUUUUUUUUUUUUUUUUUUUGAAAAUCUUAUUUCACGGAACUUAUUCGAGGAGUUUUUGAGAAAGUUUUCUGUGAAUAAUCCAGUAAAAUUUAAUAAAAUUGUAAAGUGUUUACGGAAAAUUAUUAUUAUUAUUAUUAUUUUGUGAUUUUUAUAGUUGAACUCGCUUAUAAUGAGCUCGAAGGCCCCACCAAUAUCAACUCGAACAAAAUUAAAAACUCUCGAUUGCAAAAUUACACUACAUGGACUACAAAAUUAAAAUCUCAUCAUAAAAAUUUUAGUGCAAGCCAAAAAAUAGUUUGUAAGAAGGUUAUAAAACAAUAGCUUUUCUGAGUCUCUGCUCAUUUUUUUCUUCCUUUCUUGUUUUAAAUUUGAAGCAAUCUUUUAUUUUCAAACUUAUAAAAAUAAAGUUUUUCCGUUCAGGAAAUAUUCAUCCAUUUUUUUCAAGAAAUAUUCAUUCCUACAUCCCAAGAACAUCAUGCAAUGUAGAAAGAAAUAUAUUUUUAAAUGUUUCAAUAAUAUCUAUGUAACGUAAGAUGAAUAUUACUCGAAGAGAUUUGUGAAAGAAUAUUAUAUUAUGCAAAAACUUUAAGGCAUUCAAAUUUAUGGAUAUAAACACAUGAAGAAAAAAUUCUGGUAAAAUUUGCGGUACUGUAACGCAAUUACAUUUCUGGUAAAAACAAACAAACUAUAAUUUUGGAUUAAUAAAGAAAAAUAUAUGGUAUUUAAACCAUUCAUUUGAUAUUUUUUCCCACUCAUAGGGAAACGGCAAGCGGGAAGCUCUGGUUUUAAAAAUUAUAGUUCUUAUUACCAAACAUUUAGUAACAAAUACAGAGCUGAAAAGUAAAUGAAGCGGAAUAAAUCGUUUUUUCAGGAAUAAAUCUUUAUCAUUAUAUCAUAGUCUAAGGUAUAAUGAUAAAAUUAUUAAUUUUUACCGCAAUUACUACCAACCAGUAUGGUAAUAAAAUCAUAUUUUAUUUUUACUUUUACCAAAAUCAUUACCAAAUUGCUUCGGUGAAAAUGACCGAGCUUUUUGGUGUGCCCAUAGAGCCAGAAAUACGGUAAAUUUUACCAUAUAUUGGUAUUUUUGACUACGCUUUUUUUCCCAGUGCAUGUAGUAAUCGGUUGUAAAGAUAGAAAGUUAGUUUUCAACUAAAUAUUAAGACGUUAUUUCAUGCAAAAAUACAUUACCAACUCUUUGUUGCACUCUAAAAUUGAUUUUUUUAAAUGCAGUUAAAAUAUAACUUAAUUUUUUUUUCUACUGUGCUCAUCACUUUAAUCGCUAGUGGUACUCUACAUAAUUUAAUUUUCUUAUUUUUGUUAUUAAAAAUGAGCAGUAAUGAUUUAUUAUUUUUCUAUUAAGAGAUGUUAUUUUUCCUUAUUUUCUAAAAACUGAUGAUGAUGAUUGAUAGAAUUUUCAACAAUUACCCCUGUCAUGGUCUUACUCGAAAUAUUCAUAUUCGUGAAGCCCUUUUUCAUGAUUAAAAUCUAAGUUUUAACAAUUUUACCCCUCACCCAAAAGUUAUGAGAUGCUGUGUUUUUUCAUCUUAAUAAAAUUGAAUGUAUAUGAAAUAAUUGUAAAUGUAUACCUGUUUCUGUCUUUGUUAUGUACAUACAAAUUUCUUAGUUUAUAUUAAAAUAAGAGUUUCUCUCUUGUCAAAUAAAUAACGACAAUAAAGAUUUUUAAAAUA
This is a messenger RNA of Parasteatoda tepidariorum (common house spider), 4524 nucleotides long. Its product is annotated as homeobox protein SIX6-like. NCBI's taxonomy places the organism in Eukaryota, Metazoa, Arthropoda, Arachnida, Araneae, Theridiidae. Gene Ontology annotation, molecular function: RNA polymerase II cis-regulatory region sequence-specific DNA binding; DNA-binding transcription factor activity, RNA polymerase II-specific. Gene Ontology annotation, biological process: regulation of transcription by RNA polymerase II. Gene Ontology annotation, cellular component: transcription regulator complex; nucleus. The record is from RefSeq and is a predicted model, not a curated record.